CACCCGCGCUGCCGAGGCUGCCGGGAGCACCGCGAGUACCGGGAGCACCGGGACAUCGGGAUUGCCGCUCCCGCAGAGCCGGGAUCGCGGUCCCCGGCACUGGGGGCACUGGUCAGGCUGGGAGCAGCCGCGAGGGACAUGCUUGGAGCUGGAUCCCUGCGGAGCCUCGUCCAACUCGCCUGGAUGUGCCUGUUCUCCUCCGUGCGGCACGGCGAGGCCAAGGUGCUGGAGAAGACCUUCGAGGAGUGGCUGCGGUACCGUGACGAGUGCCUGAGGAGGAUGGCGAGCGAGCCCUACCCUGCAGGGCUGUUCUGUAACAGAACAUUUGACAUGUACGCCUGCUGGCCCGACGGAAGCCCCGGCACCACCGUCAACGUCUCCUGCCCCUUCUACCUGCCCUGGUUUGAGAAAGUGAAACACGGGCUGGUGAGCCGCAGGUGUGGCACCGACGGCCAGUGGGUGACAGUGAACGGUAGCCAGCCCUGGAGGGACUACUCCCAAUGCGAGGAUGAGCUGGAGGUCACUGCUGAGGAGGAAGGCGCCCGCCGGCUCAUGGUGAGCUUCAAGGUGCUCUACACCGUGGGGUACUCGCUGUCACUGCUCACCCUCAUCUCCGCCCUGCUCGUCCUCACCGUCUGCAGGAACCUGCGCUGCACCAGGAAUUACAUCCACGCCAACCUGUUCGCCUCCUUCGGGCUGCGGGCCACCUCGGUGAUGGUGAAGGACGCGCUGCUGGAGCGGCGCUGGGGUGUGGAGCUGGUGCAGGUGGCCGACUGGGAGGCUCUGCUGAGCCACGAGGCAGCGCUGGGGUGCCGUGCAGCGCAGGUGCUGAUGCAGUACUGCAUCCUGGCCAACCACUACUGGUUCCUGGUGGAAGCUGUCUACCUCUACAAGCUGCUCAUCGGGGCUGUGUUCUCCGAGAAGAAUUACUACAGGCUCUACCUCUACCUGGGCUGGGGGACCCCCGUGGUGUUCGUGGUGCCCUGGAUGGUUGCCAAGUACCUGAAGGAGAAUGCAGAGUGCUGGGCUCUGAAUGAGAACAUGGCUUACUGGUGGAUCAUCCGCAUCCCCAUCCUGCUCGCCUCCCUGAUCAACCUGCUCAUCUUCAUGCGGAUCCUCAAGGUGAUCCUGGCCAAGCUCCGGGCCAACCAGAAGGGCUACGCCGACUACAAACUGAGACUGGCCAAAGCCACCCUGACCCUCAUCCCCCUCUUCGGCAUCCACGAGGUCGUUUUCAUCUUCGCCACCGACGAGCAGACCACGGGCAUCCUGCGCUACGUCAAGGUGUUCUUCACCCUCUUCCUCAACUCCUUCCAGGGCUUUCUGGUGGCUGUGCUGUACUGCUUUGCCAACAAGGAGGUAACGUCCCUGUCCCUGUCCUUGUCCCUGCCAUGGCACCUUCUGCCCGGCCUCCCCACCCCAUCCCGUGCCUGCAGGGAGGGCACAGCCAGGGACCAGCCCCUGCUCCCUCCCCUCCAUGGCAGGUCAAGUCCGAGAUGAAGAAGAAGUGGCAGCUCUGGAAGCUCGACCACCCGGUGCUCUGCUGUGCCCAGUGAGGUGAUGACUGGCCAGGGCACUGGGGCUGCUGGCCACAAUGGCCACAGGGCAGGUGGCUGCAGGAAGCUGUGCUGGGCAGUGCCCACUCGAGAUGGCCAGGCUGGGACACUGGAGCCGCUGAAGGGCUGGGACACUGGAGCCGCUGAUGGCCCUGCUGUGACACAAGAGGGAGGUGGCACCCCUGGCUCCUGCCAGGCAGGGCUGUCCCCUCAGCAGGGCCUCACCGGGGCUGUGUGGGCAGAACCUGCUGCCUCCUCCCACUGCCCAAGCAUCAGCAGAACCUGGCAGUGUCCCCCAGGAGACCCCCACCCACCUGGGCACCCCUGGGAUUGCAGCAGCCGUGGGGAGCCUGAUCCUCAGCAGUGGGAAUGGGAGCUGCUGUCCCAACCCUGCACCCGGGGCCACACCCUGUCCUCCCCUGGCUCCCAGCCCAGGACCAUCUCAGCAGGACCCUGUCAGCUCCAGACACCCACAGCCACCCUGGAAAGCUUGUCACAGCGAGGGGCUGCUCCUGCAGCUCCUCCCCAGCACAGAUCAGCAGCCCCCAUGUCCUCCUCACUGCUCUCCAGCUGCAUAAACCCCCUGGAGCCCCAAAAGCCCUUGGGAGUGAAGGAUUUGAGAGCAGCAACUCACUGGGGCAGAGCCAACCUCCCCCAGCCCAGGUUCAGCAUCCAGCCCAGCCUCCUCCUGCUUUGUGGAGGGAAAGCUGGAUUUGUAGGUCUGGCAGGAGCUCAGGAACCAUUCUGCUGGCCAAAGGCUAAAAUCCUGGGAGUUGGCUUUCCAGCAGGGUGCCAAAAGGAUCAUCCUACCUUGGCCAAGCAGCCUGUGGAGCCCAGGAAACCCAGGAGUAAGGGAAGCAGCUGAGAUGGCAUGGUUUGAGCAGGGCUGCUCCUGUCCUGGCCCUGUGCUCUCCUGGAGGAGCCCAGAGCAGCUGGAAACACGCCCAGCCCCUCGCUCUGACCCCCAGGAGCAGCACAGACACUCUGCCAGAGCUUGUCCCCAUCACCCUCCUUCCUUUGCCAUGCACAAAAGUCGCCUCCAGGCCAGAGGAAGCAGCUGGGAUGCUCCAGGAGAUGCCUGCCCAUGGACAGAGGAGGUUCUCCAGGUCCUGUCCCUUCCCUGAGGGGCUGGGAGGCUUCUCCCCAUGCCCCACAAAGGGACUGCCUCAAGCACACAAAGCAAGGAGGCUGCACCAGGCUGGAGUCAUAAAGGAACAAUCCUGGAUCAAUGGAACCCCCACAAGACCAUUUUACACAUUAACUCUCUUUUCAGAUGUAAAUAAAUAUUUAUUUUUCAGCAAGCA
Messenger RNA from Catharus ustulatus (Swainson's thrush), 2860 nucleotides. RefSeq names its product glucagon receptor-like. Gene Ontology annotation, biological process: adenylate cyclase-modulating G protein-coupled receptor signaling pathway; cell surface receptor signaling pathway. The transcript has 13 exons. The record is from RefSeq and is a predicted model, not a curated record. NCBI's taxonomy places the organism in Eukaryota, Metazoa, Chordata, Aves, Passeriformes, Turdidae. Gene Ontology annotation, cellular component: plasma membrane. Bases 139 to 1500 code for a protein of 453 amino acids. Gene Ontology annotation, molecular function: glucagon receptor activity; peptide hormone binding.